Exophiala viscosa is the source of this 5334-nucleotide messenger RNA. RefSeq names its product CNH domain-containing protein. The record is from RefSeq and is a predicted model, not a curated record. The transcript is spliced from 2 exons. The coding region runs from base 1 to 5334 and encodes 1777 amino acids. Gene Ontology annotation, molecular function: guanyl-nucleotide exchange factor activity. NCBI's taxonomy places the organism in Eukaryota, Fungi, Ascomycota, Eurotiomycetes, Chaetothyriales, Herpotrichiellaceae.
AUGGCCAGCUAUCAGAACGGCCAGCCUUACUACUCCUCCAGUAACCACCCCUCGUCCGGUCAGAACAGCGGAAACGUUCCAUAUGGCUCGCAGCCUGUGCAUCCGGCACAGCCAUUUGCGAGUAGGACAAGUUUUGACGCCGGGGAUGAUGAACCAUUAUUUGGUGAUGAUCAGGCACAGGCGCGAGCUGUUCAAGGAUAUCAGUCGUAUGCUGGGACGGCCGGAGGGAGUCCAAACAUGAGCAGAACACAGUCCGCGAAUAUACAGUCUUCCGCGUCGAGUCCUUUCCGGACAAAUACGCAGCAUACCGUACUGGGUGGAUAUCAGCAUCAAUAUCAGCCUGGGGCGCCCUCCCACACUACCUACAACCCCGCCCAAUACCAGCAGCAUCAGACAAUAUACAGUCCUCAACAACAUGCUGGUUCGCCUGUUUCUCAAGCACCCAGUGCAUAUCAGCCCUACAUCCCGGCAGCAUACAGCGAUCCGAACCUCAACCGCCGCCCUUCCGUGUACAACAGCUAUGGAUACUAUGAUGCCAAUUCGCAACUGAACUAUUCGUCAUCUCAAGCCCCUCCGCCUCCUCUCCGUCCUGACCAGACCCCAUAUCCCCAGCAGCAAAUUUAUGGUGCCUACCAGCACGAUGCAGGUCAACAAUAUCCCGGCCGCCACCCCAGUUCCUCGUCUCUUGGUCGGAGUCAGUCAACAUAUUCUCCGCCAGCACCAGCUCCUCCACCACACGAUUCGUCCCUCACAGACCGCCGGCACUCAAGGUCGACCAGUAUUCAGGAGGAAAGGUUCUCAUAUGGUUCUGGAGCCUCUGUCUCAUACCAGAAUUCCACUUUGACAGCCUAUUCUUCACCGGAUAUCAACAGGAACUCCUCGUUCGCGAGCCGAAUAAGCAAUCAGUCUGCUUCACCGCAACCAUCCAUCCCUACUCCACCAAGUAGAAACCUUUCCAAUGCCUCUCCACAGCGAAUGAAUACCCUCAAUCGACAUCCGCAAGGAAGGUCACUUCCGGGCGUACCCUCGGAAUCCGAGUCCGACAAUGACUAUUUCGCUUCAGCUCAGUCUCAGAGCUCUACAGCCCGCGGUUCAGCAGCCUCGGGAUAUGAUGAUCUAAUGAACCAUUUGGAUGAGGCCAUAGGUGGUAGCACUAGACAUACCAGGUCUUCUAGCGAUCAGAGGUUUCGAAAUUCACGGGACGAAGGCGUCGGCGGCCAGGCCCAACAGACUUCCCCACGUCCUCUUCUCUCGCCAGAUGAGGCCCCAACGCAUCUCAACGGGAGUAUCGCCUCAACCGGAGACACUUAUAUCAAUUAUGGCGCAUUCACCGAUGACAGUGAUGCAGAAGCGGCAGCUGGUCUGGCCGCUAUGCAAGCUCUGGACGAGCAGGAGAGGGCCGAGGACGAGCGCAGGCGCAGCGGUUCGGCUACACUGUUUCCCACACAGCCUCAUGAGGAAGAAGCUGGCCCUCGACUGUCGUCCAAUGAACAAAGCAGUGACAGCGACUACACUGGUUAUGAUCUCAGUUCUGCCGGAGGUGGUUAUGCCCCUGAUUUGACCUAUGGUGGAGCUCAAAUGUCAAACUAUGCUGCUGCAGCUUCUAUGCCUCAAGCAGAACUAUAUGGUCGACUCAACAAUCGGAUGAGUUCAGUACGGAGCUCUGGUGUUUCUUCCGAGGGAAGAGAAUCCCAAGCAAGCGGUUUCGAGUCAAUUCCACCCGUCGAGAGCCUGGGGCCAUUCUCUGUCGUCCCGAGUGUUGCUCGCGUGGAUACAGGUGGAACAGGCGGCCUCACCGAACCAAGCCCACAUCCUAGACGGUUGAGCUAUGAAGAUGGUGAUGAAGGGGUCUUCGUAGACUCGGACACUGGCCAUGCUUCAGGCGAGACGAGCCCUUCUCGGGACUCCAUCCCGGACCUCUUCUUCCAUCCAGGUAUGAGCCAAAACCGACCGCUCCCGCCGCCUCCUUCACAUUCCGAUCCUGGCGCGAGAGUACCGCAUUUAGUGCCUGCCGGCACAUAUACGCAACAAAGCCGCUUUUCGCAGUACAUUGAUACUACUGUAAAGCCAUAUCCAGCAGCUCCGGAUGCUUAUUCAAAUGCUCUGCUCAGCCCUACCACAGUUCCUCGAUCGACAUCAUUGUCAAGCAUUAGAAGUGCUCCCAGAGUGGAAUAUCCGAUGCGCUCGAAGACGGACGCAGAUCGACAGAAACUUUUGCGGCAACAAGGACGUCCAGCAUCGGAUCUCUAUGAUAUUGCUAGCCCACAAUCUGCGGUUGCACUGGACCUUCCAGCCAUACCUAAGAAAAGGUACAAUGCUGCCAAAUUGACUGCUGACCAGUUCAAGAAAUGCACCGAGCCUUGGGCACUGAGCUCUCUCCUGGCCUGGAUCAGGGACUUGGCCGAAGAAGAAGUUGACUUGAAAGAACACAACAUCGCAGAGGGCAUCGUUGCACUUUUCAUGAAUAAAGUACCAACAAUGUACAACACCGAAGCCGAGGCCCUCGGGGAUAGGGUCGUGAAGGAAAUGCUAGCAACAGAAGCUUUAGUCAGAGAGGAGGAAUGGGUCAAGUUCGGGUCUGGUACGCUGUCAGGCGUCCUGUAUCAAUUAACAGGCUCCGGUUGUUACUCCUCGAAAUUGCACCUGAACCCGAGUCGAGGACGCUGCUAUUCGUAUCACUGUAUGCGAACCCUGAAAAAGGUGGACCUCGAUACUCUGCCCGAUGAGAAGAAGACCGAGGACUGGGCCACAUUUUACAAACUCAAAAAGGAAGACAUUGAAAACCACGACAAGAAGGAAAUCGAGCGACAAAACGUCCUACACGAAAUAGUUACUAGCGAGGACCUCUAUAUCAGUCAAUUGGACGUCCUCAGAGUCCUCUACCGCGACAGACUAACAGCCGCACAGCCACCUAUUAUCCCUGCAAAGAAGCUGCCAGGUUUCUUGAAGGAGGUUUUCGGUGGUGUUGACAGGGUGAAGAAAGUCAAUCAAGAUUAUCUGCUGGGACAGCUCAAAUAUAGGCAGACUGAGCAAGGACCUUGGAUAGCGGGCUUCAGCGACAUCUUCCGUGAAUGGAUCAGAAAAGCCAGGCCUGUUUACGUUGAAUACGCAUCGAACUUCCCUCGUGCCGACUACCUCAUGCGAAGAGAAGCGGAAAGGAACCUUCACUUCAAGACCUUCCUUGACCAAGCCCGAGAGGAUAAGCGUUCCAACCGUUUAGGCUGGGACAAUUUUCUCAAGGCUCCCAUUACACGAUUGCAACGCUACAGCCUCCUGUUAUCGACGGUCCAGAAAAAUAUGCUGAAAGACUCUGAAGAGAAAAAUAACCUUGCUUUCGCAUUGGACGAAAUCCGCGCGGCCACCUUUGAAUGUGAUUCCAAAUUUGCCGAAAUGACCAAGAAAAUGGAAUUGAUCGAGAUGCAAAGCAAACUCAGACUUCGAGCGCCCAUGGAGAAGGAAGUGGAGCUCAAUCUUGACCAUCUGGGCCGCGAAAUCAUCUUUCGUGGCGACCUCCAGCGUGCUGGCGGCAAAGGGUUCCAAUGGGUCGAUACGCAUGCGAUACUAUUUGACCAUUACCUCGUUCUGGCGAAACCUCUCAGCCGGGAUCGCGCCAAAGAAGGAUACUACGAUGUAUCCAAGGUGCCUAUACCGAUGGAUCUACUUGUCCUCGAAAGUGCCACGGACCAGGCUGUCGUGAAAUCAUCCGUCAAAGGCAUUGGCGCCGUGACGACAACUGUCGUGCCUCGAGGGCAGAUAGCUGCCGACAAUCGACUUGCUAGAGCAGAGUCUAGAGCCAGUGGUGUGCCAGGCACGCUGAGCCACACAAAUACCAGUUUGUCGAUUGGAUCGGGAAGCAACAGUCAAUCGAUGGUGCCGAUUACAUCACUAGAGUCUGGGAGCUCGAAAGAAGAAAAGAUUAUGUACCCUUUCCGAAUCAAGCAUCUCGGCAAGACUGAGACCUACACUUUGUAUGCUCCCAGUGCUCAGAACCGACAAGACUGGUGUGAAGCGAUCCUUCAAGCCAAAACGAGGCAUGCCGAAGCCCUAUUCUCCCAGAACGCUGAACCGUUCAAGCUCCGAGUCUUAGCGGACACUGCUUUUGGCUAUGAGGGUAUCUCUUAUCCAGCGAGACAGAUCGUAAUCCGAGGAACUCCAUUAGACAGGGCCAUCCAAGAGUCGGACAAGAUAUUUGAGGGACAGGGGAGGCCAGCUCCAGUCUGCAGAGCCCCUGUGAACUGCGCAACAGUAUUCAACCAACCCUAUGGCAGACUCAUGUGCGCCGUCGGCACGGACUACGGCGUGUACAUCUCUGAGUAUCAGAAUUCACGGGGUUGGAUUAGGGCCAUUCAAAUGCAGCGCGUAACUCAAAUUGCCGUCCUCGAAGAGUUCAACUUAUUCCUUCUCAUCUCAGACAAGGCCUUGAUCGCCUAUCAUCUUGAUGUGGUUUGCCCACCCGCUGGAACGCCCGUCCCGCAGAAUGAUGCCUCGGGUCGCAAAGCACCUCAGAAGCUGUCUGGGUCCAAGGACGUGGGCUUCUUCGUGUCUGGCAAAAUGAAGGAGAGGACGCUGGUCUUCUACAAGAAGCGUGACGGUAUCGCCUCGACUUUCAAAGUGCUGGAGCCUGUCCUCCAAAAAAGCACAACGAGUCGAUCACGAUUCUUACCUUCCACCUCACGUCGUGGUCAAACUGAGUUCUUUAGAGAGUACGAUGAGUUCUAUAUUCCAGCAGAGUGCUACAGUCUCAAUCUGUAUCAGUCAAGCCUUGCCAUUUCAACCGCAAGAGGGGUUGAAGUGCUGACACUAGAGAAGAAGCAAACAUGGAGCGUGCCUAACCUGAGGAGUGAACAGCCCGACACCCAAGCACAUCUCAGCUCGAUUGCCAGUCGAAUCAAAGACCUGAAGCCGCUGGGUAUGUUCCGGCUAGGAGAAGCGGAGUUUUUGGUCACUUUUGAGGAGUGUGCUGUCUAUGUCAACAAACAUGGAGACAUUUCCCGUGGAGUGGUGAUGGAAUUUGUGGGCCGCGCGAGAGCGGCCUGUCUAUACGCGCAAUACUUAAUACUGGUCGAUGAGGACUUUGUGGAGAUUCGAGAUGCGCAGAAUGGCAGACUCAAACAAGUCAUCGUUGGGAAGGACAUCAAGCUACUUGACGAUGGAGGUGGUGGCGCCGGCGGACCCGGCGCCCAAACGCAGGCUGCUUUAGGAGGUGGAAUCAAUGGACUGGGUCUCAAGAACUUCGCCACUGCACCGCGUACGCCAAAGGUGGUGUUGCAACAUCCGGAGUACGAGAAGAGCCAUAUUAUUGUCGAGUUAUUGUUGACGGCAGAUGUGGAGUAG